Megalops cyprinoides (Indo-Pacific tarpon) is the source of this 1218-nucleotide messenger RNA. RefSeq names its product polyubiquitin-like. The record is from RefSeq and is a predicted model, not a curated record. The transcript has 2 exons. Lineage: Eukaryota; Metazoa; Chordata; Actinopteri; Elopiformes; Megalopidae. The coding region runs from base 519 to 995 and encodes 158 amino acids. Gene Ontology annotation, cellular component: nucleus; cytoplasm. Gene Ontology annotation, biological process: protein ubiquitination; modification-dependent protein catabolic process. Gene Ontology annotation, molecular function: protein tag activity; ubiquitin protein ligase binding.
GUAUCGAUUCUUUACCAUACUUCCUGAUGCUCUGUAAAUAUUAGGGUGUCAAAGUUAGACUCCCAACGCAUAGCUGCAGUCUUCGUUGUCUUUGUGGUGUGGAACAUAUAUUCCCCGUUGAACAGUAGUGAUGCACUUGCAAAAGAAUACAGAAAGAAAUUACAUACAAUUAGGUAACAUAACAUCCUUAGAUGAUGAGAGACGUCAUUGUGAAAACGCGACCAAGAAAUGGAAACCGAAAGGGGUGUAAUGUACCAGGCUGGAGCUGAGAAAACGAAUCUCAACUUGACGUAGUUUUGAGGAAGGGGCGGACCUCUCAGCUGUUAAAAACAUAGCUCCGGGUGGAUAGCGGUGCACAACGAACUCCUGAACGACACACGUCGUUGCAGUAUCGAAGAUACAAUUAAUCUCAGUCUUGCUAAAAGUCUCUCACUUUCUGGACACCAGAUACUACUGAUCGUUGAAAACAUCGACACCGAAAAUCAAAUAUAAUAUAAAGGUCCUCAAGAAUUGUCAUCAUGGACCUAACGAUCACAUUCCUGAAUGGGCAAAGCUUCUCCCUGUUCGUGCAGCUGCACACCACCGUCGGAGAGCUGAAAAAUGAAAUUCAAGCCCGAGCGCAGGUGCCCCGCGGGAAACAGCGGUUAACUGCGCAGAACGGUCAGAGAAUAGACCUUACCGACGACGCAAAAACUCUGCAAGGCUAUGGGCUGCGUUCAGGAACCAUGGUCAUGGUGCUGAUCACGGAACCUGCUUCCAUUCAGGUGUUCCUAAAAAACGAUAAGAAUCAGACGCAUACCUACGAUGUUUCUCCGGAUGAGACAGUCUCCGAGUUCAAGCGCAAGGUCUACAAUAAGGAGAAUGUCCCGGUCGACCAGCAGAGGCUGACCUACGGAAGCAGGCAGCUGGAGGAUGGUCGUAAACUGGAAGACUACGGCAUCAAAGCUGGGAGCACUAUCCACCUUCUGCUGCGUCUCAGAGGAGGCCGUUUCUGACUCAACAUGCCAGUUUCCAUAUUUUAGAUAUUCUGCCACAUUUUAAUUAGUCUAAGUCAGUUAAUACAUGUCAAACACAUUUAAAACAAAUAGAAAUGGGCUAUGUUGUUAAGAUGUACUUCAUUUAGUGACCACUUAAUUGUGACUAUGCUCAAGGAUCUUUGUUUUUCAGCUUUGUGCAUUUGUUUUAUUCUGUCAUGUCCUGUGCCUUACUUUCUGAGAA